Messenger RNA from Puccinia triticina, 717 nucleotides. RefSeq lists its product as uncharacterized. Lineage: Eukaryota; Fungi; Basidiomycota; Pucciniomycetes; Pucciniales; Pucciniaceae. Bases 1 to 717 code for a protein of 238 amino acids. Gene Ontology annotation, biological process: tRNA modification. The transcript is spliced from 4 exons. The record is from RefSeq and is a predicted model, not a curated record.
AUGGCCGACAGUCGACUUGAAAUCGCUCCACUCCCCGCACAGGAUAUCACAAUCGCUGACGCGAUCAAAGCCAGCUGCAAGGAAUGUCUAGAAAGAUACGGCAUAAAUAUCAAUAAGUCUGCCUGUGAAGAUUUCUUGCUCAAGCUCGAUCGGGACGAAUAUGAGAAGCGGGUCGAAGCAGAACCAGUCCACCUUAGAUUUCCGUUGCAAUUUUCGAGCCAACUGGAUGAAUUGAACGUUGUCGCUAUGGUCUGUCUUCUGGAAGGUUUCCACUCUUAUGAAGACCUCCUCAAAGAGAAAACAGGCCGAGGAGUGUGGGAGACUAUGCGAUACCUAGUGUUGGCAGCUUAUUUAAGUCCUGAAUCCCAAUCAACUUCAAUCCUAACUACACGAGGAUUGGUUGAAGCUACUCCUGAAUACAUCUCAACUGUCCUUUCACUUCCUUUACACAUUGAACGACCAAUCGCCGAGAAUUCUCCAAUCAGCUUGGCCGAACCUGAUCGGGCCGUCGCUCGUUUCGUCGAAGAUCUUCUGGAGGUCUUGCAUUCUACCGGGAAAGUCCUCCAACAAUCAGGUCUACCUAACUUGGCUAGCUUCUUAGCUACUAGGACAACCUUGAAUGAGGACGAAAUGAUUCGCCAACUCACCGGUGCAUUUUCUACUUUCCGAGACAUGUACACACUCGACGGCAAAUCUGAUGACGCACUGCCAGGUUAG